Molecule: messenger RNA, 1048 nt
Organism: Tripterygium wilfordii
Lineage: Eukaryota; Viridiplantae; Streptophyta; Magnoliopsida; Celastrales; Celastraceae
Product: auxin-responsive protein SAUR36-like
Exons: 1
Coding region: 340-852 (170 amino acids)
Biological process (GO): response to auxin
Source: RefSeq, a predicted model, not a curated record
UCCAUAUUCUCAUACUGCCUUUUAGUACCGGUAGCAUAACCCCCGCCACCAGCAGCGGUGAGAUUAUCGCAUCUUUGUGAUUUUUGGCUCUGAAUUUCGGAUAAUUCUCCUACAAAUUAGCGGAUGAAGUUUUUCAUUUUUUUUAGCGGGGAUCUAGAUGUCUAACAUACCGACAUCGCUCUCUGAAGUUUGCCUCACAGUAUUCCGACUGACCAUGUCCGUCGCAGACCUUUGGCCUUUUUCCUGAACCACAUCACACCCCUUGCACAAAACCCACCAUCUCAUCAAACCCAGCAUCCAAUUUCGAAAAAGCGCUGAUUUUUCUCAUCUAAGCCAAUCAUGAGAAAGAUUCGGGGCUUGAAGAUUGGAAAACGGUUGACCCGACUAACUGGAUGGAUUUUCGGGAGAACCCGUGUCCGACCCGGGUACAACCGGCUUAGCAGUCCAGAACAGGCGUGCUGCAGGCCCAAGACCAAGCCCAUCUCGAGGCUCAUCAAUUGGGGUCGCCGAUUGACGAAAGGAGCGAGGUCUCUCUGUUCUGUUAAACCCGGGUCGGGUUAUAUACCCGUGGGUUACGACCCGAUUGAGAAGCCGACUACGGUGCCGAAAGGGCAGUUGGCGGUGUACGUGGGCCAAAAAGACGGUGACUUUCACAGAGUUCUGGUUCCUGUAAUCUACUUUAACAAUCCUCUGUUCUGUGAGCUCUUGAGAGAGGCAGAGAAGGAGUACGGUUUCAACCACCAAGGGGGAAUCACGAUUCCUUGUCCGUUCUCGGAUUUCGAGAGGGUCAAGACCCGGAUAGCUUCCGGGUCUGGUGGUAGCCGGUCGAUGGCGUGGAAGCGCCACCAUUAGAGGUUGUUUCGAGUGAUAAUGACGAUAAUAUUAGUAGUUGAUAAUGAUGCUUAGAACCUUUUUUUUUUCUCACUUUUUUACUUUUGGUUGUUUUUGUUAGGUUUGAAAAUGAUUUAUUUUUCACUUUUGUACCUAUACCACAUUGUGUAAUGGGAUUUGUAGAUAUGAAUUUCGCAGAAGAUAUGUCUUUCAUUGC